Messenger RNA from Marchantia polymorpha subsp. ruderalis, 972 nucleotides. NCBI's taxonomy places the organism in Eukaryota, Viridiplantae, Streptophyta, Marchantiopsida, Marchantiales, Marchantiaceae. The record is from the annotation of a GenBank genome assembly.
CGCUCUUUCGUCGAGAAGGCGAGAUCGUCCGCGACUGCCUUGCGGGACAUUUUGCACUUCGUGUUUUUCGGGGGAGUUCAGAUUCGAGGAUUAGUGCGCAGUGUUGAUUGUUGACGAGGAAAGGGAAGAGGCAGGAUGGCCGCAGCUCUGAGCAUCAGAAGAGGAAACGCACGUCUUCCCCCUGAAGUGAAUCGGGUGCUGUACGUGAGAAAUUUGCCGUUUAAUAUUUCGUCAGAGGAGAUGUACGACAUCUUUGGGAAGUAUGGAGCCAUUCGACAAAUUCGUAUCGGCGACAACAAGGACACCCGUGGAACGGCUUUCGUCGUGUAUGAGGACAUCUACGAUGCGAAGAACGCCGUCGACCAUCUUUCUGGUUUCAAUGUCGCAAAUCGUUAUCUGAUUGUUCUGUACUACCAGCAAGCGAAGAUGUCGAAGAAGAUCGAUCAGCGGAAGAAGGAGGAGGAGCUGACAAAAUUGCAGGAGAAAUAUGGUGUCUCGACCAAGGAAAAAUAAGCAUUCGGAUCAGAUUACAUUUUGUAAGAUAAUUUAGCUUGAAGAUCAAACUAGGCUCGACACAGGAUACUUUGACUUCGCCUCUUGGGACUAAGAUAAUGAUCAAAGUAGUCCCUUUUAGGCCUUUCUAAAUGAGGUUAGUUGUGAAGUAGCAGGGUGAAGAACAGAAGAGGGUGCGAAUGUUUGCAUGUACCAUAUGAAUUUUUAGAGAACGCCUCGGACUAACUAUAGCUUGUGAAAUCAUAUAAGUGGCCAGAAUGGACGAUUAUAUUGUCAUGAGUACCUUCAGAGAAACCGCAAGAUCUCUUUCCAGUUGUUUAUGAUUUCGUAUGAUUAUGAUUGUGAUAGUAGACCCAACGUGUGGUAUAUUGAAACAGUUGUCUUAAUUCGCAACACUGUCACUGUGGUGAAUUUUUAGCCAAUGAACAUCGCUUCAGAAAAUGUGGAAGAAAUACUCGU